This is a messenger RNA of Colletotrichum orchidophilum, 297 nucleotides long. RefSeq lists its product as uncharacterized. The record is from RefSeq and is a predicted model, not a curated record. NCBI's taxonomy places the organism in Eukaryota, Fungi, Ascomycota, Sordariomycetes, Glomerellales, Glomerellaceae. The transcript has a single exon. Bases 1 to 297 code for a protein of 98 amino acids.
AUGGAGGCUCAGAGUUGCAGUGCGUUGCAGUACCUUCCCGGUCACCAAGCUAGUUGUCCGCUCCAGGCGAGCCCAUGUCGUUUAGCCGCGACAUAUUGGUGUCCAGGCCGGCCUUGUCAGUCCGUCGACUCAUUCGGAAACUGCGGCUUCAAGAAUUUGAGCCUUCAAGACUACCUAGGUAGGGAUGACGGGGACAGCCAGAGCCCGUGGCAACUCAAUUGCCCGCACUCAAGUCCCAGGCUGUGUCAAUAUCGAGAGCGCAUCUUCAUACUGUCCCGCGGAGAAGGAGCACUUUAG